AUGGCUCCUAGCGUGUUGAUGGUAGGAACUGGAGAGUACACCACCGGUUUUGUGGGUGGUGCUGCUUCCGGUUCGGACAAGAAAGUCGGCGUCGUUGGAUUGAGUCUCUUCGACCUGCGACGACGAGGGAAAGUCGGGAAGCUGAGCAUGGUGGGAGUCUCUGGCGCAAAGUUCCCUGGAAUCCGCCAGCACCUCCACAAGAACAUCUCCGAAGUCUACAACGGCCUCGAUGUUUCCUUCGAAUCCUUCCCUGCAGAUGACAAGACCGACCCAGACGCCUACAAGGCGGCCAUUGACGCUCUCGAGCCUGGCUCGGCUAUCACCAUCUUCACACCCGAUCCCACCCACUUCCCCAUCGCUCUGUACGCCAUCCAGCGCAAGAUCCACGUCAUGAUCACCAAGCCCGCCACGAAACUCCUGCAGGACCACCUGACGCUGCUCGAAGAGUCGCGCAAGCAUGGCGUCUUUGUCUACAUCGAGCACCACAAGCGCUUCGACCCAGCCUACUCGGAUGCGCGCGCCAAGGCCCGCAACCUGGGCGACUUCAACUACUUCUACUCCUACAUGAGCCAACCCAAGAGUCAGCUCGAGACCUUCAAGGCCUGGGCCGGCAAGGAGAGCGAUAUCUCCUACUACCUCAACUCCCACCAUAUCGACGUCAACGAGAGCAUGGUCCCCGACUACACCCCCGUCAAGGUCACCGCGUCCGCGGCCAAGGGCACCGCCGUCGCGCUGGGCUGCUCCCCCGAGACCGAGGACACGAUCACCCUCCUCGUCAACUGGCAGAACAAGCAAGAUCCCUCCAAGGUCGCCACCGGCGUCUACACGGCCAGCUGGACCGCCCCGCAGAAAGCCGGAGUGCACUCCAACCAAUACUUCCACUACAUGGGCUCCAAGGGCGAGGUCCGCAUCAACCAAGCCAAGCGCGGCUACGAUGUGACAGAGGACGAGCAGGGCCAGCUCACCUGGAUCAACCCCUUCUACAUGCGCUACGCACCGGACGAGGAGGGCAAUUUCGGCGGCCAGACUGGCUACGGCUACGUCAGCUUCGAGAAGUUCAUUGACGCCGUCACGGCCGUCAACGAGGGCCGUCUGACCCUCGACCAGCUCGAUGCGCGGCCCCUGCCCACCCUCAAGAAUACCAUUGCGACCACGGCGAUCCUGCACGCGGGUCGGAUCUCGCUGGACGAGAGCCGGUCCGUGGAGAUUGUGCACGAGGGUGACAAGUGGGGGUUGAAGUGA
Aspergillus clavatus NRRL 1 is the source of this 1242-nucleotide messenger RNA. RefSeq names its product Gfo/Idh/MocA family protein. Gene Ontology annotation, cellular component: cytoplasm. NCBI's taxonomy places the organism in Eukaryota, Fungi, Ascomycota, Eurotiomycetes, Eurotiales, Aspergillaceae. Gene Ontology annotation, molecular function: oxidoreductase activity; nucleotide binding. The record is from RefSeq and is a predicted model, not a curated record. The transcript is spliced from 5 exons. Bases 1 to 1242 code for a protein of 413 amino acids. Gene Ontology annotation, biological process: NADPH regeneration.